Molecule: messenger RNA, 4039 nt
Organism: Oryctolagus cuniculus (rabbit)
Lineage: Eukaryota; Metazoa; Chordata; Mammalia; Lagomorpha; Leporidae
Gene: IMPACT
Product: impact RWD domain protein
Biological process (GO): GCN2-mediated signaling; regulation of translational initiation
Cellular component (GO): cytoplasm
Molecular function (GO): protein binding
Source: RefSeq, marked provisional
CCUGGGCUGGCGGUGGCUGCAGGGCAGCUCCUGGUGCCCAAAUGGCUGAGGGGGACGCAGGGAGCGACCAGAGGCAGAAUGAGGAAAUUGAAGCAAUGGCAGCCAUUUAUGGGGAGGAAUGGUGUGUCAUUGAUGACUGUGCCAAAAUAUUUUGUAUUAGGAUUAGCGACGAUAUAGAUGACCCCAAAUGGACCCUUUGCUUGCAGGUGAUGCUACCAAAUGAAUACCCAGGUACAGCUCCACCUAUUUACCAACUGAAUGCUCCUUGGCUUAAAGGGCAAGAACGUGCAGACUUAUCGAACAGCCUUGAGGAAAUAUAUAUACAGAAUAUUGGUGAAAGUAUUCUUUACUUGUGGGUGGAGAAAAUAAGAGAUGUUCUAAUAGAAAAAUCUCAGAUGACAGAACCAGGCCCUGAAGUAAAGAAGAAGACUGAAGAGGUGGUUGUUGAAUGUGAAGAUGAUCCCAUCGUACCACCUCAGCCAGAAAAUUCAGCUAAAGCAGUGGAUGUUCGUGUCAGAGAAAAGCCAAGAGAAGUAGAAGAAAUACCUCCAAUUGAUCAUGGCGUUCCCAUUACAGACCGAAGAAGUACUUUUCAGGCACACUUGGCUCCGGUGGUUUGCCCCGAACAGGUGAAAAUGGUUCUUUCCAAAUUGUAUGAAAAUAAGAAAAUAUCUAGUGCCACUCACAACAUCUAUGCCUACAGAAUAUAUUGUGAGGAUAAGCAGACCUUUCUGCAGGACUCCGAGGAUGAUGGGGAGACUGCUGCAGGUGGGCGUCUUCUUCACCUCAUGGAGAUUUUAAAUGUGAGGAAUGUCCUGGUGGUAGUAUCCCGCUGGUAUGGAGGGAUUCUGCUAGGACCGGAUCGCUUUAAACAUAUCAACAACUGUGCCAGAAACAUACUAGUGGAGAAGAACUAUACCAGUUCACCAGAAGAAUCAUCUAAGGCUUUGGGAAAGAACAAAAAAAUGAAAAACAAGAAGAGGAAUGAGCAUUAAUACCUGAAACCAUAUGAAAGGUUAAUUUGCCUACAAUUAUAUACACAUUCCAUAGUCAUCAAGGAGUAUGUUGUACGCGAGUAUCCUUGACUGUGCUCAAGUCAGCCAAUUCACCGUGGACACCAGCAUUAUCUUUCUCCGUUGGUUAUACCAUCUGCCAAAAAUAGACAACUUAUGAUAAAAUCAUGUGUGUUUCAGGCUUGCUUGAGAGAACUGAUUUGACCUUAUUGACCACUUCGUCUAAUUUUAGAAGGCAACAGUUGCCCAGGGCAGUAUUUGGAUUACUGUCUUUUUUGGUGUGUGUCAAGUGCCUUUGUUAGGUGGGGGAGAGAGAUCUCUAGAGGUUAAUGAAUACCUGAUUUCUUGUCAUAGAGAUUCUUGUACUGUUAAAUGAAUGUUGCCUUGUACUGCUCUUUAUGGCUUACUGGAACAGGAGCUCAUGGAAGACUGAUCUUGGAGAGUUUCUUCUUGUGAUUUCGGUACAUCAGUAUGUCACCUUUCAUAGUGUUCAUCAUUGAAUAAUAGAUUAAGUGAAAAUUUAGGUGUAUCCAUCUACGAUUAUGUGCUGAGGUGAUCAUCCAUCUAACAUAUUUGUUAGCAUAAAUGUUAUGCCUCAAUUUAUGUCACAAACUUGUGAUUGUGAAGUUUCAAAAAGUGAUUUCCUAGUCUCUGCGUUUUUUUGGAGUUAAUUCUUGUAAUGUGAAGCCGUAGAAUAUGGAGUGUCAGUAGGUUCCUUCCACCCUUGAAACAUGUUGAUGUUAAUAUACAGUUUCUUUUACCAACUUGGAAGUAGUACCCUUCUUGUGAACUUCAUCAAGGAAUUAGAACCAUGCUAGAAGGGAGGCGAUGGGUUAAUGAAACAUUAAUGGAAUGGGAUAGAAGUGGCAGAAUGUUGCUGGUAUAGGGCAAGAAUGGGUAGGAUAGUUGAUGCACACUUCCCAUCUGAGCUCCAGAUAGCUUUCUCAGUUCUGUGAUUUUGCAGAGAGAAGGAACAAAACUUUUGAUUGGAAGAACAAAGACAUUCCCUCUUUUUCCACUCCUGUCAAAUCUUCCUUUUUUUAUCGAUGCUUCCAGUUUCUUUCCUCUGAAGUUACCUCUAGGCAUUCAGAUAAUUUAUCUUUGAGAUAAAACAGUAAGUCCUAAACAGUUCCUUUUCAAACAUGUUUGGAACCAAUUGUUCUUAAGUUCUUACUUAAAGGCUGGUGUCAUGGCGCAGCAGGUUAAGAUACCGCCUGCGGUGCCUAGCAUCCCAUAUAAAUGUGGGUUCGUUUCCUGGCCACUCUGCUUCUGAUCCAGCUCCCUGCUAAUGUGCCUAGGAAAGCAGAAGAUGGCCCAAGUGCUUGGGCCCCUGACCCACGUGGGAGACCCAGGUGGAGUUCUGAGCUGUUGCUUUCAGCCUGGUCUAACCUCCCCCCCUCCCUCUCUCUCCCCCUUUCUGUAACUAUGCCUUUCAAAUACAUAAAAAUUUUUUAAAAGAGUUCUUACUUGAUCAUAGAAAUUAGGAGGCAGCUUGGGGUUGUCCUGAAACAUGGGAUGCAUCAGAGAACUGGACAGAGAUUUUUGUUUUCUCUUCAGUGUUUUACCUUUAAAAGAUCUAACAUCUUUACUUGAUAUUUUUAAUAAAAGUCUAUCAGAUAGCUUUACACUAGGGUGGGUUCUGAGUCAUAAAAUCUAAAUUAUUUUUGCUGUAAGUAUAUUUAAUGAUGUGAAUGAUCAAGGAUCAGAGAAGGACCUAUUUGGAACAUUUACCUCGGAUACCAUGAAAUGUUUAAUAUAUACUAUAUAUUAAUUCUUAGAAUAAUUAAAGGAAUUAGAGCCCAGUAAUAAUAAAAUAACUUCACGAUUUUGGCAUGCCAGACUUUUAAAAGGAAAAAACUAACACUUUGAAAAUAAAUGAGUUAAUUUUUCUGCAACACUGAAUUUGAAUUUUUCUUUUUUUAUCUAACAUUUAUUUAGGUCUUUUUGUUUUGUUUUGUUUCCUUUUAAUUGAGUUGAAAGGCAAAGAGACACAAAGGUUUUCUGUCUGCUGGUUCUUUCCCCAAAUGCCCGCUAUGUCUGAGGCUGGGCUGGUGCUGGGCUGAUCCAAAGUCGGGAGCCUGGAGCUCUGUCCAGGUCUCGCAGCCAGGUGGCAGGAAUCCAGCUAGUCCAGUCAUCACUUGCUGCCUCCCAGGAAGUUAAGAUCAGAGGUGGAGCCAGGACUGAAACCCAGACACUUUCAUAGGGGAUGUGGGCAUCUCAAGUGGCAUUUUAACUGCUCUGUCAACCACCCACCCCUUAUUUAGGUCUUUACAGAAAAUAAGGCAUCCUUAUAUCCAUGAUCUUAUUUUCCCGUAUUUUUAGAAAAAGCUUAAUUUUGCCUUUUGCUACAGAGUUGUUAACCCUAUUUUGCUGAAUAAUAAUAAAAAGUCUGUUUGCCCAAAGUCAGUUAGCUGUAGGAGGGAGAGGUUCCAGUUUCUCUACUUCUGAACUCUGGGUUAUUUCACAUUCUACAAUUAAGGAAAACCUAAUUAAUGAUAGUAUUUUUCUCCCUCUAUUUAAAAUUUCUCUUGAAUAGAGGAUUUUCCAAUUUUCCAAAUACUUUCUAUAACCAGAUCUAUGCUGUGGCAUAUUUUAUAUUCGUUAAAAUAUUUUCCAUAUGCCAGCAUAUAAGAACAAGUCAUGUCUACUUUGUAAGUGGGAAUAGCAGUUGCUGCAUCCAAUGUAUGCUUUUGAGGUAUUUAUCAUGAAACAGAGCCUAUCUGAAGAGAAUUAUAUCGAACAAAUCCUAAGACAGAACAGCGUGAAACACAUACUGUUUAGAGGGCUGGUGAGAUUUAUUGCAAAAAUUGCAUAAUCACCUCUAGUUCUCCCAUAGAGAUAACCAUUCUUAACAUUUGGUAUGUACAUUUUAUUUUUUUCUUAUGCAUGAUUUUGUAUAUAUGACUAUUUUUCUUUCCAUAAAAAUGGUAUUAAACUGUAUAUACCGUUUUGUAUCUUACAUAUUUCAUAUAGAAGUAUAUUGUUAACAUUUUCCCAUGUCAAUAAAUAUUCUUCUAUGGCUUAAA